AUGGCCGCGGCCGCGGGGGGGGGCCCGGCCCGCACGGCCGAGGAGCCGCCGCCAUCCGAGCCGCCGUCCGAGCCCAAGCCGCCGCCGCAGCCGCCGCCCGCACACGAGUUCUCCUUCCUGCCGCUCGUCCACGACAUCAUCAAAUGCAUGGACAAGGACAGCCAAGAUGUUCACCAGGUGCUGAAUGAGCUCAAGAACAAGUUCCAGGAGAUGAGGAAGCUGAUCAGCUCCAUGCCUGGCAUCAGUGUGAGCCCAGAGCAGCAACAACAGCAGCUGCAGAGCCUGCGGGAGCAGGUCCGGACCAAAAACGAACUGUUGCAGAAGUACAAGAGCCUUUGCAUGUUUGAGAUCCCCAAGGAGUAGGGAGGGUGCAGCUCUGCUGUCAGGUCUGGGAUACUGAGAUACCUCUAUCCUGGCUGAGCAGGAGAAAUAAAGGUGGCAGGAGUUUACUUCUC
Melopsittacus undulatus (budgerigar) is the source of this 455-nucleotide messenger RNA. RefSeq names its product mediator complex subunit 9 (gene MED9). Bases 1 to 363 code for a protein of 120 amino acids. Gene Ontology annotation, cellular component: mediator complex. NCBI's taxonomy places the organism in Eukaryota, Metazoa, Chordata, Aves, Psittaciformes, Psittaculidae. Gene Ontology annotation, molecular function: transcription coregulator activity. Gene Ontology annotation, biological process: regulation of transcription by RNA polymerase II. The record is from RefSeq and is a predicted model, not a curated record. The transcript has 2 exons.